Capsaspora owczarzaki ATCC 30864 is the source of this 1818-nucleotide messenger RNA. RefSeq lists its product as hypothetical. Gene Ontology annotation, biological process: mitochondrial magnesium ion transmembrane transport. Gene Ontology annotation, cellular component: mitochondrial inner membrane. NCBI's taxonomy places the organism in Eukaryota, Filasterea, Ministeriida, Capsasporidae. The record is from RefSeq and is a predicted model, not a curated record. Gene Ontology annotation, molecular function: magnesium ion transmembrane transporter activity. The coding region runs from base 58 to 1818 and encodes 586 amino acids. The transcript is spliced from 12 exons.
GCUUGUCCCACCACACCCUUCGUUGUUUGUUUGGAGGGAGUUCGAACGGAACUGACAAUGCGCAGUCUUGCCAUUGCGAGCCAGCCAACCGAUCUCGCAAGCGUGAUGGCGUUUCCAGCAACACGCCUGCUGAUCCGCAUGUUCCAUGGCGGGUCUUCUUCCUCUGCCGUGGCGGACGCGAGCAUUGGUUGUCGUCGUGAAAUCACAGCCUCCAGCCGAAAUUGCACCGAGCAGCCGAUGUCCACCCGACUCCACCACGCACUGGUGGCGAAGCUUGACUCACGCACACAAAGUCUGCACACGAGCCUUGGCGCUGGGCUGCCCGGGACUGGCCAGGCUCGCUCCCCAGUGCUGCUGCUGGGACUCCUUGGCCGAGCGUUUCACUCGUCCCGACCUCUCAGCCUGGUUUCGUCCGACAAUGGAUCGGGAGGAUUCCGCACUGGGUCGCCAUCGCUAUUCCCUCCAGAAUCGCCGGGCUCCAAUGCUGGCUCACCGGGGCGUCACGUCCAGGACGGCGACUCGUUCCAGUUCCCGCGAUCACCGUCACCACCAACAUCAUCAUCAUCAUCAUCAUCGUCACCGCCACCAUCAUCACCACCGCCACCUCCUGUGCUCUACCACGAUCACGACUUGCCAAUGUCGUCGCACUUCUCCCAAGUGAUGCACAGCAGUAUGACAAUUUUGAAAACGCUUCAAUUCAACCCACGAGGAGAAGAGAGCUUGACAGAAACAACCAAGACAGACUUGACAGCUCAGCUUCGGCUGCAAACGCGCGACUUGCGAGCCCUUGAUUUGCGGAAACAGCAACCAACUAUUCUUCCUCGCGCGAACGCCACGAUAAUCAACAUGCUCCAUGUGAAAGCGAUCAUACGCUCCAAUUCAGCCCUCUUUUUCGAUUUCGAUCACGCUGAAAUGGAAGAGCUCCGCCGCUGCCUGCACGAUCGAUUGAAAACGAGCUCUCUCUCGCUAAUGUUUAGUGAUCCACUACCGUUUGAGUUUAAAGUGCUGGAAGAGAUUUUAAUCAAUGUGUGCGCGUCGUUGUCCGCCAAACUUUCGGCGUUGCGACCCUCUGUCCUUCAGGUUCUGGCCGACCUUGCCGAGACUGAUCGAGCAGAAUUGGAUAAGCCACAAUUGACUGCAUUAUUAAACUACAGCAAACGACUCACUCCCUUUGAGCGUGAAGUAAACGACGUCAAAGUCGCUCUGACGCGGUUGCUUGACUCUGAUGAAGACAUGGCCAGCAUGUACCUGACCACCAAAGCACAAACAGGGCAUGCUCGUCGCAUCGACCAACACGAGGAAGUUGAGCUUUUACUUGAAAACUAUUUGAAUGAGGUUGAAGAUGUGGCUGCCGAGGUAGAACAAAUGAUUGCCCACAUCCGCAACACGGAAGAUGUCAUCACCAUUACGCUGGACAGCAAGCGGAACACCAUCAUGCGAAUGGAACUGCAGCUCGCAAUGGGGACGUUCUCGGUGGCCGUGUGCGGCCUGGUUGCCGCCAGCUUUGGCAUGAAUCUCCAGUCGUCCUUGGAGCAGUCUCCACACAUGUUUUGGAUUGUUUCCACUAUUAUUUGCAUGGGCUCCUGGGCCAUCUGGCGAUCACUCAACUCACACCGCAAAUCGCAUAUCGCCUACCUGAGCCAGGUCAGCCCCGCGUUCGCCUCGAGCAUUGACCACGUCUCCAUGUCAGGAUACUGUGGCAAUCCGCAGCGUGGCGAAGGAUGGGGCCCAUACUUGAUCCCGUUCAACGUGUCGAGCGGCGUUGAGGCCGAUGCGAGCACCACUCUCGAUCUGACGCCGUGCUUCAUGGACGGGUAA